Centrocercus urophasianus (Greater sage-grouse) is the source of this 1957-nucleotide messenger RNA. RefSeq names its product pyruvate dehydrogenase E1 subunit beta (gene PDHB). Bases 5 to 1084 code for a protein of 359 amino acids. The record is from RefSeq and is a predicted model, not a curated record. Gene Ontology annotation, biological process: pyruvate decarboxylation to acetyl-CoA. The transcript is spliced from 9 exons. Lineage: Eukaryota; Metazoa; Chordata; Aves; Galliformes; Phasianidae. Gene Ontology annotation, molecular function: pyruvate dehydrogenase (acetyl-transferring) activity.
CAAGAUGGCGGCGGCGGGAGCGUUGCGGCUGCUGGUUCCGCGAGGCCGCCUUCUUUCGCCGCGCAGGGGCCUCCACCUCUCCGCGCCCGCCGCCAUCCAGGUGACGGUGCGGGACGCGCUGAACCAGGCGCUGGACGAGGAGCUGGAGCGGGACGAGCGCGUCUUCCUGCUGGGCGAGGAGGUGGCCCAGUACGACGGUGCCUAUAAGAUCUCCAGGGGGCUGUGGAAGAAGUACGGGGACAAGAGGAUCAUCGACACCCCCAUCUCUGAGAUGGGCUUCACGGGAAUCGCCGUCGGUGCCGCGAUGGCGGGCUUGAGGCCGGUGUGUGAAUUCAUGACGUUCAACUUCUCCAUGCAAGCGAUCGACCAGGUUAUCAACUCUGCCGCCAAGACCUGCUACAUGUCUUCAGGAGCCAUCGGCGUCCCCAUUGUUUUCCGUGGGCCCAACGGUGCUUCGGCUGGCGUUGCUGCUCAGCACUCGCAGUGCUUUGCUGCCUGGUACGGGCACUGCCCGGGGCUGAAAGUCGUCAGCCCUUGGAGCUCAGAAGAUGCUAAAGGGCUGCUGAAGGCAUCGAUCCGGGACGACAAUCCAGUUGUGAUGCUGGAAAAUGAAUUGCUGUAUGGUGUUCCCUUUGAGAUGUCUGAACAGGCACAGUCAAAGGACUUUGUUGUUCCAAUUGGAAAGGCCAAAAUAGAAAGGGAAGGAACUCAUGUUACAUUAGUGGCACACUCUAGGCCUGUUGGGCACUGUUUGGAAGCAGCUUCUAUCCUGGCCAAAGAAGGUGUUGAGUGUGAGGUUGUCAAUCUGCGCACCAUCAGACCAAUGGAUAUUGAAACGGUGGAAGCCAGUGUUGCAAAGACAAACCAUCUUGUAACUGUGGAAGGAGGAUGGCCACAGUUUGGAGUAGGAGCUGAAAUCUGCGCCAGGAUCAUGGAAGGAUCUGCCUUCAACUACUUGGAUGCUCCAGCUGUGCGUGUUACAGGUGCAGAUGUUCCCAUGCCUUACGCAAAAAUUCUAGAAGAUAACUGCAUACCUCAAGUGAAGGAUAUAAUAUUUGCAGUGAAGAAAACUUUGAAUAUCUGAGUUGUAAAUAUGUUUUAAAGUCCUGCUUUAAAAAGUAUUAAUGGUAUAGGGCAACUUGUAUGCAAAACUUUGUUGUAUAGCUGCAUAAACUUUUGUACAGUGAAGUACAGCGAUCUCCCAGAAUAUUUAUAUGGCUGCAAUGGGGUCUGGUGGGGUUUCUCUCUAAGCCACUGCAUUUAAGUAACCCUGUGGUAAUACUCGUCUGUAAGUUAGCUUGUACUUCAGCUGGGUUAGGAUCUCUCUGUAUGCUCUAAAUUCAGAGGGAAGAAAAGGUCUUCCAUUUCUGCUUGUCCUGUAAGAUCAGACCAGCUGUGCUAAACUGACAGUGAUGGUGGUUGAGUGCAGAACGGGAGUGAACAAUAAGGGCCACCCUGAAUCUAGUCCUAGGAUGCUGCACAGCUCUCUAGGAGCCUAUGUUUGCAAGGCUUACUGAAGGCAAAUGAUAAAACCAGAGCUGAGUGAAGCCUUGCUUUUUAAUUCAACAGUUUAACAAAUACCUGUAUAAAAUGGCUCUGGAAGCCUGUAGUAUGGGUUAAGAGGUGGCUCGUGCUUUCUUCAAAGAGUGCUCUGGUCAUACAGGAAAGCUGCACAAGAGCUUGAUUAAAGAUCCUGAUCCUCUUCAGUGUGUGGUGGGAAAUAAUACCUAUUUAUUCUUUAUUAACUGUCACGUGCAUUUUCUAUGCCAGCUGUCAUGUACAGUGAUAAAAAAAACUUGCUCAGAUGUUUUGUUUUUAUGUAUGGUUUUGUGCCUUGUUUGUUUGUUUGCUUGUUUUUUAAACUCAACAAUGGUAUGCACAAACAUGUUCUUACAGGCAAAAAAGAAAAAAAGUUACUUUUUCAGACCUGGGUAAGGUAAUAAACUAUUCAAAAGCA